Molecule: messenger RNA, 1719 nt
Organism: Sceloporus undulatus (fence lizard)
Lineage: Eukaryota; Metazoa; Chordata; Lepidosauria; Squamata; Phrynosomatidae
Gene: CLK1
Product: CDC like kinase 1
Exons: 13
Coding region: 113-1582 (489 amino acids)
Biological process (GO): regulation of RNA splicing; protein phosphorylation
Cellular component (GO): nucleus
Molecular function (GO): protein tyrosine kinase activity; ATP binding
Source: RefSeq, a predicted model, not a curated record
CUUCCAGAAGACUCGUUGCCGGCGCCAUUUUGUCUCGGCGAAGCAGUGGCGGCAGAAGCAGCGAGAGACAGGCAGCAAACUGAACCCCAGCGGAGAGGCCUCGAAAGCAGCGAUGCGGUAUUCCAAACGGACAGAUUAUUCUGAAUGGGAUGAAAAACAGUAUUCGGAUGCCAAAAAAGGCAGCAGCCAUCAUAAGAGAAAAAGAAAGUCAUAUAGUAGUGCUCAUGAGAGUAAGCGCUGCAAGUAUAAUGAUACCGAGGUGUAUGAUAGCCUUUAUUCAGAUGCCAGUUCCUUCCAUGAAAGAGAUCACCAUGAACGUCGCUAUGUUGAAUAUAGAAACAACUAUAGUCAACUCUCUGAAACCAGGCACCAUUGCAGAGACAAUGAAAAUCAUCACAACCACAGUAGCAAGUCAUCAGGACAUAGUGGCAGAAGCAGUUACAAAAGAAAACACAAGACUCAUCAUAGCAAAUCACAUCACUCACAUGCGAGGAGUCACCGAAGGAAAAGAUCGAGGAGUGUAGAGGAUGAUGAGGAGGGUCACCUGAUCUGUCAGAGUGGAGACGUACUAAGUGCAAGAUAUGAAAUUGUCUCUACUCUGGGCGAAGGUGCGUUUGGGAAAGUAGUGGAGUGCAUUGAUCGCAAAGCGGGAGAUAGACAUGUGGCAGUAAAAAUAGUAAAAAAUGUUGAUAGAUACUCUGAAGCAGCUCGUUCAGAAAUACAAGUGUUGGAGCACUUAAAUGCAACAGAUCCUAAUAGCACAUUUCGCUGUGUCCAAAUGUUGGAAUGGUUUGAACACCAUGGCCAUGUUUGCAUUGUAUUUGAACUACUGGGACUUAGUACUUAUGACUUCAUUAAAGAAAACAGCUUUCUGCCUUUUAGUCUGGAUCACAUCAGAAAAAUGGCAUACCAGAUCUGCAAAUCUGUCAACUUUUUGCAUUCAAACAAGCUAACUCAUACAGAUCUGAAGCCGGAAAACAUACUGUUUGUGAAAUCUGAGUACACAGAGAAAUACAAUUCCAAACUGAAACGUGACGAACGUACACUGAAAAGUCCAGAUAUUAAAGUUGUAGAUUUUGGAAGUGCAACGUAUGACCACGAACAUCACAGUACUCUUGUGUCUACAAGACAUUACAGAGCUCCUGAAGUUAUUUUGGCCUUGGGGUGGUCACAACCAUGUGAUGUCUGGAGUAUUGGAUGCAUUCUUAUCGAAUAUUACCUUGGAUUCACAGUAUUUCCGACACAUGACAGUAAAGAACACCUGGCAAUGAUGGAAAAAAUACUGGGGCCACUACCAAUUCACAUGGUCCAGAAAACCAAAAAACGCAAGUACUUCCACCAUGACCAAUUGGAUUGGGAUGAGCAAAGUUCUGCUGGCAGAUAUGUUUCAAGACGUUGUAAGCCACUGAAGGAAUUCAUGCAGUGCCAUGAUGCUGACCAUGAAAAUCUGUUUGAUCUCAUUCAUAAAAUGUUGGAAUAUGAUCCUGCCAAACGAAUUACCCUUACAGAAGCUUUGGAGCAUCCUUUUUUUUUCCUCACUAAAGGAAAAGAGAUAAAUAACUACAGUUGUGUAGGUUAUUAAAGACUGUGUCAGUCAAAAAUAAGCAAUUCAAAUUUUUUAAUAUUUAUUUUGUAAUUAGCUUUGUAAAUAUACUUUCAUACUAUUGUGUCCAGUUCAUUGACCUAGCUCCCAAAAUUAAAAAAAAAAAGGUUUUUUUU